CCCCGCACAGCUGAAUACCCACACCCACCAUGAGCAGAAUUCUCGACAACGUCAAGUUCGCCGUCGACGCCUUCGCCGCCAGCGAGGCCCCCCUCGACGAGCACGGUGCCACCCCGCAGCCGUCCCUCCUCUCCCGCGGGAUCACCGACAUCCAGCAGAGGCUCGUCCGCGGGCCUGGCUUCACGCCCGACGACCUCGUGAGUCUUCUGCGUUUGCACGCGUCAUUACACGAGCCUGAAUGGCCCCGGCAUGACGACCGCAAGUUCCUGCUCGAGAAACUCCUCACCCUCAUAGCGCGCUCGCCGGACGACUCCGCGUUCGCCAAGCAGCUCGAGCACGCGGCCAUCCAGCUCUGCAAUGUACAAGACCUGCCGCACCCUCCGAGCGGCUACCUCGCGCUGCCGAAAAGCCCCAGCGCCCCGCCGACCGCGGCGAGCGUGAACAGUCCCGCGAAGUACGCGUUCCGCAGCGCGGACGGCGCGAACUACAACGUGCUCACGCCCGCCCUCGGGAUGGCGGGCAUGCCGUACGCGCGCAGCGUCCCGUCGACGAACCCGCUCCCGCCGCAGUACCUGCCCGACCCUGGGCUCGUGUUUGACACGCUGUUGAAGCGGGAUGAGUUUGUCGAGCACCCGGGUGGGCUCUCGGGCAUGUUCUUCGCGUUCGCGAAUAUUAUCAUUCACAGCAUCUUCAACACGGACCCGCGCGACUGGACGGUCAACGCUGCGAGCAGCUACCUCGACCUCAGCCCGCUGUACGGGAGCUCGCAGGCGGAGGUCGACGGCGUCAGACGACGGGACGGCCGCUUGUGGGAGGACGUCUUCGCGGAUAGGCGGCUCAUGUUCAUGCCGCCCUCGACGUGCGCGCUGCUCGUGCUCUUCUGCCGGAACCAUAACUUCGUAGCCUCGCAGAUCUUUGCGGUCAACGAGCGCGGGACGUUCGUGGAUCCAGCCAAGCUGGACGCGGCGGCGCGCGCAACACAAGACGACGAGCUCUUCCAGCGCGCGCGCCUCGUGAACACCGCGUUCUUCAUGCAGGUCAUCCUUGGCGACUAUACGAUGCGGGAGGCGAACCACGAGUUUGCGCCGCAGGGCGAGGGGAACGCCGUCGCGGUGGAGUUCAACCUGAUGUAUAGGUGGCACGCGACGAGCUCGGCGCUGUUCGAGAAGAUGUUCGAGGGGAAGUCGGGCGCGAGCGUGGCCCUGACGGUCGGUUUGCCGAUGGUGAGCAGCCUUGUUUCUCCGUUUGAUGCUCGGAGGGGAAUGACAAUCGAUUGGAUCGCAGCGGACCUCGCGAAGAUCCUGCUCGACGCGACGGAGUCCCCGGCGAGCGCGUUCAAGGCGCGCGGGAUUCCGGACGUGCUAAGGGUUAUCGAGAUCCUGGGGAUCAUGCAAUCUCGGAGCUGGGGCACAUCGUACGAGUCCUUCAAGGAAUGGAACCCGGACCCGAAGAUCUACAUGGCCGCUGAGAGUUUGUACCACCACAUCGAUAAUCUCGAGCUGCAUGUGGGCUUGCAGGCGGAGGAAGCGAAGGUGCCGAUGCCCGGCUCGGGGCUCUGCCCGGGAUACACGAUCUCGAGGGCGAUUCUCGCGGACGCGGUGUGUUUGACACGCGGGGAUCGGUUCUUGACCGUGGACUUUACGCCGUUCAACCUCACGGCGUGGGGGUACCAGGACUGCAUGUACGAAAAGCGGGACGGCUCGAUCGGCGGGAUCAUCGGCAAGAUGCUGUUCCGCACGCUGCCGGAUUGGUACCCGGCGGCGUCGGCGUACGCGCUCUUCCCGUUCAUCGUGCCGCAGAAGAUGAAGGCGUUCGUGAGCGACCUGCCGGACUCGCCGGUGGGGAAGUACAAGUGGACGAGGCCGGCUGGGCCUGCUCGUGCUAGGGGACUGCACGGCCCGGGGUCUGCGGGGCUGGUGGGGAAUGGGAGUGGAAACGGGAACGGGCUGAAUGGGUCUGCGAAGAUGGAGAGCCGGUUGCAGAGCCUCUUGGGCAGUGUUUUGCCUGAUGUGUCGUCGGUUGAGCGGGUAUUGUUGAACACCACUGCGGUCACCAAGCAUGCGCUGGUCAUACGGACAAUUACGGAGAAGUUGAUCGCGGCUCACUCGAUCGAGCACGUUGGGGCGAAGACGAAAUAUCUGAACGUCGUCAGGGACGUGAUCAACGUCCUUCCGGUGGUUUGGAUUGCCGAUGAGAUUAUUGGGCUGCCGUUGAAGACGGAAGAAAAUCCGAGUGGCAUAUACCGCCCUCAAGAGGUGGUUGAUAUGUUCCGCAGUGUCGCCAGUUAUGUCUACCACGAGACGUCUGCAUCGCGGGAGUUCGAAGAGAAUGAAGAUGCGGUGCGUGCAACAAGCCUGGUUGUCAAGCACGUGAAGGAGCUUCUAACAGACGCGAAUGGGCACUCGCUCAAUGGCCUCGCCGACAGUGCUCUGCAGUUGACGAUCGGCAAGAACGAACACGAGCGACCGUUCAUUCAGACACUAUUGGCCGCUUCACAAGGUAGCUCACGCGAUGCCUUGGCUGCUGGAGUAUUCGCGGAGCUUGUACCGACCGCUAUGCCGUUCGCCCGGGCUAUCUGCCAAGUGAUCGACUAUUAUCUCUGCGACGAACGCUGUACGCGGUUUUCUGAACAUUUGGCACGCUCGCGACGGCCCGAUGCUGCCUUCGACAAAGCGUGGCUGGAUGCUACCUCUCCCAAGUAUGGGUAUGCUGCUUUUCACAUGUUGCAAGCCAUAUUUGGCCUCCCUCGUGUCAAGACAGCACAAGGUUCAUCAGGCCAGCUGCACAGGAUUAUUAGCCCUGGCAGUGGUGACAACACACACUAUUUGAACACUGAUGCCCAGGUCACAUCAUGGCCCAUCUCACUCAUAAUUGAGGUAUGUGUAUUAAAAAAAUGUAGAGCCUGAUUUGUGACAUAUUGACAUGGUAUGUAUGUGCAAGUGAGCAUAAGCAAUAUACACCAUGAUUGUUGUGUCACUGUGUCAUGGAACUAAGCCUUAGCCACUGUGCCAAAUGUUACCAGAUUAAUCAAAUACCAUGAACAAGGCCCAUGAUGUUUUGUCAAAGAAUAACACACAUAAAAUGUGUUUUCCUGGAGGGUAUCACAUACCAAUCACAUUGUC
This is a messenger RNA of Fomitopsis serialis, 3122 nucleotides long. Its product is annotated as heme peroxidase. Lineage: Eukaryota; Fungi; Basidiomycota; Agaricomycetes; Polyporales; Fomitopsidaceae. Gene Ontology annotation, biological process: response to oxidative stress. The record is from RefSeq and is a predicted model, not a curated record. Gene Ontology annotation, molecular function: peroxidase activity; heme binding. The coding region runs from base 30 to 2906 and encodes 958 amino acids. The transcript has 22 exons.